UAGCAGACCAAACCUUUGAUACUUAAGCAAGUUGUACUGUUGUAGUGCACUCAUUUAUGCAAAAAGUGGCCUUAAGUAAAGGAAUCAAACGUAUAUUCUGAGAAAGAACAAGUCUAGAGCAAUGCCUUUAUUUUGGACAAUCCUUCUGAUCAUGAUGGUGUGCUUGAUUAAAUCUUACAAUGGUCAAAAAAUUGACUACUUCCAUCCUACCUGUUCCGGAGCAGACAAUGAAUUGAGCGUCCUGAGAGGAAUUGUUAAAGAGCAAGACAAGAAAGUAGAAAAACUCGAGAAAGAAUUAAAUAUUUUUAAAAAGAUUGUAAGUGACAUGAGAGGAACAAUCCAAGAACUACCUUCAAAACAAGGGACAAUGGCAGAAAAAUUGAAUCAUGGAGUCGGUUUUACUGCUAUGCUCAGAGGUGACACAUCUAUAUAUCAACUAGAAGAAAAUGAAAAACUUGUUUUUGGAUAUGUAAGUAUCAAUGAGGGUAAUGCUUACAACAAAGACAGUGGUAUAUUUCGCUGUCCAAGAAAUGGGUUAUAUGCAUUCUAUGUGAAUAUUCUUACUUUACGACAUAAGACGGCGGAGGUUGAAAUUACAAAAAAUGGAAACCAUACCAAUUCUGCAGCAUACUCUCAAGGUGUUUCAGAAGGUACAAAUGGCAGCAUCUUUGCUUUACUCACACUGACGGUUGGGGAUGAGGUCUGGCUAAGGGCUGCUAACAACUGGUCGUCUACUGGAAAAAUUUUAAAAUACCGUGAGAAUACCUUUUCCGGAUUCCUUGUGCAUCAGUAUUGAUGUAUUUACUAAAACCUUCAAAAUUAAGUAUUAAUCAAUAACGAUUAACAUUUAAAAUGUGAUUAUGACGGAGCAUAAUGCUGUAAAUUUGAAUUAUUUCAAAGAUCAUAAAUAAUUUGGAACUUGUGUUAUUUAAUAUGUUGUUAACAAAAUUAUGUUCAAUGAGUAGAGUCAUAGAGUACUUCAUUUAUAUCACCUCAUGAUUACAAUAGCAAUGCAGUUCAUUGUUAAAACUUUAGAUGGCCGGAAGGAUUAUAAUGAUUUUACGUCAAAAUGUAAACUUGCUUUAUACAAUCAUGUGUAUAACAACAGUCAAAUUAUAGUCACUAGAAUUCUAAUUAUUUUACAUCUGACACUGUUUUUAUUAAGACGUCAAAUAUUUAUUUAGAAAUACAUAUAUUUGUUGUAUUUCUCUAUUAUAUAAACAUGCAGAGAGGAUCUCUGUUCGUGUUUGUAGGAAGUACAUCACAGGUCAUAUUAAACAUAUUGUAUAUUAUUUAAUAUAUUAUCUACCGGUACAUCACUAAAAAAUGACUUGCUUAACUUGUAUUUCAUGCAUAAGAUUGAAUAAGAUACGCGUGUAGUAAUUAUUUUAUUCACAAUGUGGACAAGUAAACUAUACAGCUUUUGAUGGAUAUAACAUGUGUACAUAGCAAAUAUAUCUUCCACCGGUAGAAAGUACACCGGUAGGUGUACAAGUUUUAGUCAGCUGCAAAGUGUCUAACCUUUAGCCUAAUAAUCAUUUCUCGUAGACUUUAGAUUAAUUGUUAUGCUAAUGUAUAAUGUUUUCAGUAAAUUCUACUCACAAUUUUUUUUGCAAACAUGUUGGAAUAUAUCAAAGCGUUGCAAUCACGAUCCGAACAGCUAACAUACUCAUCGUCGUUAAAGAUGAAGCUGUCGCCAGUGUCUCUAUGUCUACAUCAUGAAUAUGCAUUACUCAAAUCGUAGAAGUUUUUUUCAUCCGAUUUAGAACUUGUUGAAUAUUAACUGGAUGGGACAGGUGUCUCCAUCCAUCGGAUCCAUUCAUUCCUUUCCAGCUACCGAAUUUCCUCCAACGUCUUAGCAUCAUUCCUUGCAAGUGUAUUUUGUGCCUUUUCAGUUUUUUUAUCAGUCUGUACGAAUAAAAUAU
Messenger RNA from Saccostrea cuccullata (small rock oyster), 1925 nucleotides. Its product is annotated as complement C1q-like protein 4. Gene Ontology annotation, molecular function: protein binding. The record is from RefSeq and is a predicted model, not a curated record. Lineage: Eukaryota; Metazoa; Mollusca; Bivalvia; Ostreida; Ostreidae. The coding region runs from base 122 to 796 and encodes 224 amino acids. The transcript has 4 exons.